Molecule: messenger RNA, 3411 nt
Organism: Galendromus occidentalis (western predatory mite)
Lineage: Eukaryota; Metazoa; Arthropoda; Arachnida; Mesostigmata; Phytoseiidae
Product: tyrosine-protein kinase JAK2
Exons: 9
Coding region: 112-3411 (1099 amino acids)
Biological process (GO): cytokine-mediated signaling pathway; protein phosphorylation; cell surface receptor signaling pathway via JAK-STAT
Cellular component (GO): membrane; cytosol
Molecular function (GO): ATP binding; cytokine receptor binding; non-membrane spanning protein tyrosine kinase activity
Source: RefSeq, a predicted model, not a curated record
CGAGUACGCACCGGUCUUCGCAAGAGCGUCAAAAUUUCUUGAAAACAAGGAGUUUCUGACUUCGGAGUGGGAGUUGCUGAGAGCGGGGUUGUCAUCAUAUGUUUGAGUAAGAUGGCGAAAAUCUCGCUGGAUAGCUAUCUGCCCAAGGUGGAAACAUUUCUGCUGGAGUCGACGAGCGCUUAUUCGGUCGAUGAUUUGAUCCAGAGAGCUUGUGAGCUCAGUGGAAUCACGCCCGUUUACCGGUACUUGACAACGCUCUACAACUUGGACGAGAGAGUUUUCUUGAGCCCCCACCAGACGGUCGGGGGCGAUGGGAGACAAUAUAAUCUCCAGCUGCGCAUCAGGUUCCAUCCGAUCAAGACGGAGCUCUUGUUAGAAGACAACGUCCUAGAUUUUUAUUAUUACCAGCUUCUGGAUUACCUCUUGAACGAGUUCAAAUUGAAAGAGCCGAACCCUGAGCUAGUCAGUCAUCUCAUCGGUCUAGUCGCGGUGGAUUACGUCAAGCAACUGGUGGAAAACAAUGAGACGCCCAGUAACGAUAGAAGUGCCGACUUUCUUCAGUCGAUCACCUUUCCCCCGAGCUGGAAUUUCUCGUGGUGGAAGAAGAGGGUUGUGAAAAAGUUCUUCAUCCAGAACGUACAGCGGUGCUACGAGAAUUGUAAACGAGAUCUCCGGUACAUCGAGACUGCCUUUAUCGACGGAAUCUGGGAAGUUCUACUCGAGAGUCGUCAAGAAGACUUCAAGGUUCGCGUUUUCGACAACGAGACUGUUCAUCAAGCCGAUGUGAUUGUUGGCCACCUGUCGUACUGCACGGCGGAAGCGAAAGAGGGUCCUUUCCUCAGAAUUUUCCGGGAUCAGCAAGAUGAUAGACGCUUCCCGAUAACGCAGAUGUGUUACAUGAACAUCGUGAAUAAAAAUCUGUUGGAAUUGAACGUCCGCGACGAGCAUCCAAUCUACCUCGCUCUCGAGGAGAAUCGACUCGUCGAGCUCGUGACACUCAUUGAGGGUUACUAUCGUAUGACCGGACGUUUCACAGCUUUUCUGUGCCCCAACAUCCAACCGCCCUCGAUCGUCGCAAUGAAGAAGCGCAAAAUCCACGGUCCAAUCAAGAGAGCGGUUGCGGAGAACAUUCUGCACGAAAUCAAAGAUCAUAGGGGGUGCUUCUUGGUGCGGCAAGAUCGUCAACUUUAUAGAGUCUAUCACGUCGAUAUCCUUUCGCCAAACGGCCGCGUGGUCUCGAGCAGAGUUAUCGAGACGAAUGAGGGCCACUUCAAAUUGAAGGGAGACUCGGAAGAGAAUGCUUUCGUUCAGCUCACUGAUCUUGUCAACGCGAGGCUGACUCCAGGCUUGAAACUUUAUCAUUUGGCACCUUGUGACUACAAGAAGACAGGCCUGCAACUUUGUAAGGAGAUCCCAGAGGAGGAAGCCGGUGGUGAGAACGAUGGGAAGGGUCUCCUCCUCAAUCGAUAUGUCUUAGCUCGGAUGGAAGGGACAGUUCUGCGGAGCAGCUGGCAGCAGAGGGUGCUCAAGGGCACUUAUAGAAAUCGUGUGGUGGUAUACCGCAUCCUCCUGGACAACAGCCUCCUGAGGAGUUUUCUCGACAAAGCGGAUGAGAUAGUCAACUGGAGAUGUCGUGAAAUCGUUCCCGUACUCGGCCUCGGAGUUCAUCCAUACAAUUGCUUAGCAUCGGAAUUCAUACCUCUCGGGUCACUCGAUCUCUACUUAAAAAACUCCGGGGAGGACCUCACGAUUGGUGAUCUGGGCGAUGCUGCCCUGUGUUUGGCAAAGGCAGUAUGGUAUCUGGAAGAACAAGGCUUCGUUCACGGCAGGAUCCGCUGUCGCUCUGCUUUCGUAGUCGACCGAUCAGAAAACUCGUUCAAGGUCAAAUUAGGCGAACCGGGACUGCAGGUGUACAACGAGGACGACGUCCCUUGGAUCGCCCCGGAAUACCUCUCUGUGAUGGAUUCGGUCGCACACGCUCAGAAAGCAGACCUUUACGCUCUCGGGACAACCAUGUGGGAGAUUUUCCACCAGGCGGAAAGUCCUUUCAAAUUGGUUUCUUACGAGGAUGCGAAAGCAUUCUUCGCGAGCGGAAACCGCCUGUCGCUUGCGGAAGUGCCUCAGGAAUUCUGCCCAAUCAUAUCGGACUGCUGGCACAGCGAUCCGGAAAAGCGCAGGGUCCCGAAAGAGAUCGUGCGCACCAUACAUCAGCUACUUUAUCAAACGUACAAGCCUGGGAAGUACAACACUUACGCUCAGAUCGACUUCUCGAAAAUGAGCACGGUCAACCCGGCGCCGCCCCCGUUGCCCUCCCGGUCGAAUCGGGAAUCCAUCAGAGAUCUCCGGAGACGAGAUUCAGUGACGAGUCAAUCAACCAUAGCGAGCAGGAAAGGAUGGAAGCAGAGCAAGUUCCUCCGAUUACUGUUGGGGAAAAGUAAGGAAUACGACACCCUGUCAACGGUCAGCUCUCUCGCCCUGUCGCAAGUCACGGUCGACACUGAAAUUUGCGACGACAACAUAUUCAGCUGCGAUAAUUCCGAGGGCAAUCAAGAAGAGAAGCUAUGCGAUGUCUCGAAUGAUGAGACUUGGCUCAUCCAGAGGAGUGACAUCAAAAUGGGAGAGCUUGUCGGUCAAGGAUUCUACGGGACUGUUUUCAAAGCAUUUCUGACGCGGAGCUCGGGCGAACCGCAAACUGUCGCCGUCAAAAGAGUGAAAUCCGCGGUUAGAGACGGUAAUCAGAAGGAUCUCGAACGAGAACUAGAUAUCAUGAAACAGCUCCAACAUCCAAACAUCGUUGAAAUCAUCGGACUCAUCGACGAGGGAGAGAUGUUCCUGGUCAUGGAGUUCAUCGGUAUGGGUGCAUUGCCGGCCUAUCUCGAGGCCAACAAAGAGAAAUUGAGCCAUCGUGAGCUCAUCAAGUUCACCCGUGAUGUUGCGAGCGCUAUGGAGUACCUGGAGAGCAGGAAGAUCAUCCAUCGGGAUCUGGCUGCGCGUAACAUUCUUGUUCAGUCCGAGACGUGCGUUAAAUUGAGCGAUUUCGGACUCGCACAUACCCUCUCCGAUGCGGACUAUUAUACGAUCAAGUCCAUGGAUCGCAGCCUCCCGAUAAAAUGGUAUGCACCAGAAUCCAUCCUGUUCAACAAAUUUACGAUGAAGAGCGAUGUUUGGAGCUUCGGUGUCGCCAUCUGGGAAAUGUUUACUUUCGGGAUGGAUCCCGUCGUGAAGUAUUCAGACAAUCCCACGGAGAUCGGGAGAGCCCUCAUGGACGGACAUCGCUUGCCCUGCCCGGAUAACUGUCCCCCGGAUGUGUAUCUGAUGAUGGAGCAAUGUUGGAGAUCCGACCAUAACUUGAGACCCAGUUUCGCCACGCUGUUGGCAACCUUCCAGAACAUGGUCGAAUCGACCGGGUGA